Messenger RNA from Ctenopharyngodon idella (grass carp), 2671 nucleotides. RefSeq names its product casein kinase 1, epsilon (gene csnk1e). The record is from RefSeq and is a predicted model, not a curated record. Gene Ontology annotation, cellular component: nucleus; cytoplasm. NCBI's taxonomy places the organism in Eukaryota, Metazoa, Chordata, Actinopteri, Cypriniformes, Xenocyprididae. Bases 276 to 1529 code for a protein of 417 amino acids. Gene Ontology annotation, biological process: peptidyl-serine phosphorylation; signal transduction; endocytosis. The transcript has 11 exons. Gene Ontology annotation, molecular function: ATP binding; protein serine/threonine kinase activity.
AUCAUUUCUGUGAGAAGUGCGCUGGGAUACAAACAAGGGAGGCUGCUGCUCGCUAGCCCGCUAAUGCAAGUAGGUCAAUCCGUGUGCUGAGAUAUGAAAUCAAGGAUUUAAAAAUCUGAGAAGGAAAGCGGUGGUUGGAAUUACAUUUGUGAUGAGACGUAUAAAAUUACGCUUGCACUCUUCGCUGUCCAGGGUCCUGUCUUACGAGCGCAAGCCUGUCGACCAGCCUCACUUUUCCACCACCCUCACGUUAGGCUGUUUUUAGGGAAGGAAUCAUGGAGUUACGUGUUGGGAGUAAAUACCGUCUUGGGCGAAAGAUUGGAAGUGGCUCCUUUGGUGAUAUUUACUUGGGUGCAAAUAUCACAUCAGGAGAGGAGGUAGCCAUUAAACUGGAGAGUGUGAAGACUAAACAUCCACAAUUACAUAUUGAGAGCAAGUUCUAUAAGAUGAUGCAAGGUGGAGUGGGUAUUCCCUCGAUCAAAUGGUGUGGUGCAGAAGGAGACUACAAUGUCAUGGUGAUGGAGCUCCUGGGUCCAAGCUUGGAGGACCUGUUCAACUUCUGCUCAAGGAAAUUCACACUUAAAACGGUCCUGCUGCUGGCAGACCAGAUGAUUAGCCGAAUCGAGUACAUACACUCCAAAAACUUCAUUCAUAGAGACAUUAAACCUGAUAAUUUCCUGAUGGGGCUUGGCAAGAAGGGAAACCUGGUCUACAUCAUAGACUUUGGCUUGGCCAAGAAGUAUCGUGACGCCCGCACACAUCAGCACAUCCCGUAUCGUGAGAAUAAGAACCUGACUGGCACUGCCCGCUAUGCCUCCAUUAACACUCAUUUGGGCAUUGAGCAAUCUCGGCGGGAUGAUCUCGAGUCCCUUGGCUAUGUUCUUAUGUACUUUAACUUGGGUUCUCUGCCCUGGCAAGGCCUCAAAGCGGCCACUAAAAGGCAGAAGUAUGAGCGAAUCAGUGAGAAAAAGAUGUCAACCCCAAUUGAGGUUCUUUGUAAGGGCUAUCCAUCUGAAUUUUCAACCUACAUGAACUUCUGCCGCUCACUCCGAUUUGAUGACAAGCCCGACUACUCCUAUCUAAGACAGCUGUUCAGGAACCUUUUCCACAGACAAGGAUUUUCAUACGACUAUGUGUUUGACUGGAACAUGCUGAAAUUUGGCUCCAGCAGGACAGCAGAGGAUAAAGAGAAGGAGCAGAGGGGAGAGGGAGAAGAGAGGGAUGAGAGGACUGGCGGUGUACCACCGGGUUCUGCGGCUCGUGCUUUGCCCUCUGGCCCCAACCUCCCGGCCCCUAACAGGGUCCGCAACGGCCCAGACCCGGCCAGCUCAACACCUGCCUCCCGUGUGCCGCAGUCUGGGAACGCAUCUCCAAGAGCAGGCCGAGGAGCUGAGCGGGAAAGGAGAGUGUGUUUACGGCUGCACCGCGGUGCUCCUGCCAAUGCCUCCCCUGACCUCCCUCUCCGUCAUGAUCAGAUCCGCAUCACUCCCCCACAGGUCAGUGUUCCAUUCGAACACAUGGGGAAAUGAGCUCUGCAAGUUCACUGUCAUUUACUGUUUUUAGGAGGAUUACAACAGACAACUCCCCUAAAGCAUUUAUAUUCAUCUUUCUAUGUAAAACGGGAGUGCGAAACAGUGGCAAGAAGCUGAAAGAAAGGAACCACAUUUUUGUAAUGGACAAAGUGCUCCACCGUCCUCACGCAGUGCAGGUUGUUGCUGUUGGGAUGAGACAUCGAAGAUACAGACGCAUGUGGACAGUGGAUAGGCAGGUUUAUUGAGGAUCACAAGACUCAAGACUCAAACAAUGGAAGUGGAAAAGAGAAUUUUUACCUGCGACCUGAUGAAGGUUAUUUUGGUUGUUCUCUGUUUUGUCUGAAAUGCCGGGAAAAGGACUUGCUUGUUGGACUGUAAAGUUAAAAUUGAAUAUUGAUAGAGUGUAAAAAAUGUAUCCCUUGCACUGUUACUUUAACACAAAAAGUGUUGUAUGUUGACACCUUACUGAUGUAUGAGGUUUUGUGGAACCAUCUUUUCCAUGUUAAAUUUUAAAUAUGCAAAAGUUAAGAAUCUCCAAGAAUGUUGUUUCCAGUCAAACUGGUGUUUUGGCUGUAGACGUCACUGAAUGGAUGUGUCAUGAUUGUGCAUUGAACAGAUAAAUUAUUGGAGGUAUUGAUAUCAAUAUCUGCUGUAGUGAACUAACCUAAAGAUCAAUUUGAGCAUUAUUAAAGGCCUGAACUCCUCUCUUACAAUUACACAGCUGAACAAUAUGGUGUACUGAAAAUUUGAUAUGAAGACUCCUGCAUUGACAUUAUGACAACCUCAUUUAUAAAUAAACACACAUAUCAAAGUAUGAGUGUUUCAGCUUGUUGAACAUUGUGGAACUUAGUGAAUUUACUGAACUUUUUUUUUUUUUUUUGCACGGCUGAUGUAAAAAGUAACAUGACCAGAGCUGUUUAAUUAAAGUUUACCCCUUUGAAAGGAUUAUUAAUGGAUUAUUAAGAUUGUCCUGUCUUUUGAAUGAAGCUCAAUACAUGUAAACAGUGGAAAAACACAGAGACAAAAAGUAAGAGACAAUAAGGAACUGGAUGGAUUCACAUUAUAAAAUUGUGGAUUUCAAAGUAUUAUUUAUUGCAUUAAAUGAAACAAAAUAAAAGAAAAAAAUACAUAUGCAUUUA